Molecule: messenger RNA, 393 nt
Organism: Ambispora gerdemannii
Lineage: Eukaryota; Fungi; Glomeromycota; Glomeromycetes; Archaeosporales; Ambisporaceae
Source: the annotation of a GenBank genome assembly
AUGACAACAGGGAUGGGCUGGUUAGUUGAUGGAAUUUCUGAAUCGUUAACAGCCAGUUGUUAUAGUCUUUCCAAAAGCCGUACGGGUCAAAUCUUUAGAUUAGCGUUUAUGAUUCUGACUUUCACUUAUUUCCAACUUUCUCAAAACUCUCAAUAUCAAAGGUAUUUCAUGUUAGCAGGAAUUUCCAGACCCGCUAGUACUCGCGAAGUUCAACGUGGAGCACGUUCAGACUUAAAGUUUGGUCAACAGCCCAUAUCGGAUCCCAAUCCUUCACCCCCACUAGCACAACAAGGUCUUUAUCAUCUUAGUACAAUUUUCAAUCCAUUUCUAACACUAUUGGAGCCUUCAGCUUCCCUGAAACCAAAUAUUGUGAUCGAAGGAUACGAAAACUGA